UGAAACUUUAUUAUAACACAAAUAGUUGAUAUGAGCAAUAAAACAAAUUGUUUUAAAGAAAAAAAAUACGCUCAAAAAUAUUCGAAGCAAUGGGAACAAGACGAAAACUUAAAAGAUUGGAUAGCUCCUGAUCCUACUGGUAACUGUCAAAAAGCUUAUUGUAAAUAUUGCCGUACUAUUUUAGUACCACAUAAAAAAGAUUUAGGCAAGCAUGCGAUAUCAAUUAAACAUAAAAAUGCUGUUGAUAAAGAUAAACAAGCAAAAUUAUGUCGUCCAAUAAACGUGAUAAAACCUCCUAACAAUAAAGUUAAAGUUGCUGAACUUCAACUAGCCGCAUUUAUAGCAGAACAUACAUCAAUUAUCACAGUUGAUCACUUGACAGAAUUGUUGAAAAAAAUUGAACCGGAUUCGGAUGUUUUUAGGAAGAUGAAAUUCCCUACUCACUUAUUAUUGAUAAAAGCACUGUUAUAUCGACUGAAAAAAUUCUAUACAUAAUGGUACGAUAUUUUUCUUGUAAAAAGAAAAAAUUAUUGACUACAUUUUAUCGUAUUGUAAAAAUAGUUGACGCAACUGCUAAUGGUAUUCAUUCGGCUUUAAAAUUACAAUUAGAAGCUGAUGGACUUUCUUUAAAAAAUUUAGUCGGUAUUGGAGUUGAUGGUGCAAAUUUGAUGGUCGGUGUGAACCAUUCUGUUUCAUCACUUUUGAAAUAAGAAGUACCUGAUAUUGUAAUUAUCAAAUGUAUCUGUCACUCUCUCCAUUUGUGCGCUGAAAAAUCUGCAGAAAUAUUACCUCGCCAACUAGAAUAUCUUGUCAGAGAAGCUCACAAUUGGUUUUCCAAUAGUCCAAAGCGUAAGGAUGAAUAUAAAAAACUUUAUAAAUAGUCAUGAAUGGUGAUGAAGCUAAAAAGGAUCCGAAAAAAAUUGCUGGUCUGAGCGGGACUCGGUGGUUGGCUAGAUACUCUGCAAUUAAUACUAUUUUAGAGCAAUGGGAAGAGUUAAAACUACUAUUUGAAUUAGCUAAAAAUAAUGACAAAUGUUUACAAGCACAGUACUUAUAUGAUAUUAUGGUUUGUCCAGCGUAUAAAUUUUUGUUAUAUAAGAGUAUUCUGCAGAAAAUUGUGGUUCCAUCUCAACUGCAGAAAAUUAAGGACGACGAUCUAGUUAAUUUUAAAUUUCAAGACUAUCUAAUGCAUACAUCAUCAGUUUUUUUUGGAUACAACUUUGAUCAAGCAGCUAAAUCAGUGCCAUCAAAUGAAAUAUCUAAUAUUCGAGCUCGGUGUAAAGAUUUUUUAGUGAAACUAUGUACUGAAAUUCAGGAACGAUUGCCUAUGAAUAUUUCUAUAUUGAAAUCAAUGAAUGUCUUGACACCAACUUACGCUACAUCACAGAAAAAACCUGAUUUAUCCAAAUUGUUGGAACAAUUCACUAGAGAAUCAUUGUAUGGAUCAAAAGAUAAUAUUAUCAAAGAAUGGAACAUGCUAUCUCAUAAACAGUGGGAUAAUACGAAUGAAACAGUAUCAUUUUGGUCAGAAGUUUACGAGGAUCGUGAUUCAGGCGGUAAUAGAAGAUUUGAAAAUGUUUCUAAAUUUGCUUUAGCACUGUUAACUACUCCCAUUUCAAAUGCUGAUGUUGAGAGAGCAUUUUCCAUAUAUGCUGUGAUAAAGGAUAAAUUAACCCUUCCGCACUCUCGCUAUGAGAUUUUCUCUCACGAUCAUCAAUAACUCAAAUUUUCUUUCAAAUU
Molecule: messenger RNA, 1740 nt
Organism: Cotesia glomerata
Lineage: Eukaryota; Metazoa; Arthropoda; Insecta; Hymenoptera; Braconidae
Exons: 2
Coding region: 884-1720 (278 amino acids)
Molecular function (GO): protein dimerization activity
Source: RefSeq, a predicted model, not a curated record